Messenger RNA from Malus domestica (apple), 1429 nucleotides. RefSeq lists its product as uncharacterized. Lineage: Eukaryota; Viridiplantae; Streptophyta; Magnoliopsida; Rosales; Rosaceae. The record is from RefSeq and is a predicted model, not a curated record. Gene Ontology annotation, cellular component: intracellular membrane-bounded organelle.
CAACCGUCGGCCUCUCAAUUCUCAAUCUGCCUUUCUGAAAAUAUCUCUCAAUUCACAAGGACAAAGGAAGGAAAAGGCAAGCCUGAGAGCAGAAAAUAUCUCUCCAUCUGCUUUUCUGAAAUUCGGAUCAAACCAAACCAAACCAAACCCAACCCAGUAUUUCCAAAUUUUCAAUUUUGAUUAAAACAAAAGCAAAUAUCAAACGUGGGGCGAAUUCUGAAUUGUUGUUUAUUGUUCAAAUCUUUUGUUUUGUUUUUGUAUUUCUUUCUUUGGCUUGUACUAGAUCUGCCAGACAGACUAGAGGUGUUCUUUUCCUGAGAAAAACCCUGAAUCCAUUCAAUUUCAAACCCUAAAUCCAUUCACUGAAACAAAAAAUAUAAGAAUUAGUCGUUGAAAUUUGUAAAGGGGUUGUGAUGGCGGCAACUAGUAAUGGGGUGUCGAUUUGGUUCAACAAGAAGGUGGUCGAUCCCCUCCUCGAAAUCCUCCGCAGGGGUGCAGAACCUAAGCUGUUGGCAUUCUCUGCAGCUCUUGGCCUUACCAUUGGAUUGUUUCCAAUAUGCGGGACAACUGUGCUUCUGUGUGGAAUGGUAAUCGCAUUGCUGGGAUCCCAUUGCCAUGCUCCAACUGUCAUGCUGGCUAAUGUCCUUGCUACACCAAUAGAGCUGAGUUUGGUUGUACCUUUCUUGCGCUUUGGUGAAUUUAUCUCUGGUGGAGCUCAUUUUCCUUUAACUUCUGACGCUUUCAAGAAAGUGUUAACUGGCCAAGCUUCAAAUGAGGUCUUAAUAAGUAUUGCGCAUGCGUUGUUGGGAUGGCUUGUUGCGGCUCCCUUAAUUUUUGCAGCUCUGUACAUAGUCUUUUUACCAUGUUUUAAGGUGUUGGUUCCCAAGUUCAGUGCUGCUCCUUUGAGCCCAAAGAAAUCAGUUUCACCCACAGAAGUCAGGCUUAAGGGAAACUGAAGCAUUUCUCUCUAUUGCUCUGCAUCACCGGAUAUAUUGCGGUGCAAGACAUCUCAUUCACGGAAUGGGUAUUAAUGUAUAAUCUCAGAGAGAGGGAGAGGGGGUUUCAGCGUUGGGCGCACAAUAAUGGAAUACGGAUGAAUAUAUAUAUAUAUAUAUAUAUAUAUAUAUAUAUAUUUUUUUUUUUUUGCAAGUAUAAGUUUAGUUGAUUACUUCCGAAGUUCACAAUACUGCCUGUAUUGUAGACUUGUAGCCUGUUCUUUUUUAUUUUUCUUUUUUUACCAACGUUGACAAAUUACUGUGGGGAACAAAUAAGUAAAUACGAGACUGUUUGGCUAUCUACAGUGUUGCUUGCAAGGAGGAGGAGGAGAAGGAGAUGGCAAUGGAUAAGUAGAGGGGGACAUCUGUUUUAUUAUAUUGUUAAACAUGUUAGAUUUUGCUGAAUAAUAUAUGCUGCUUGUGACAUGACCAAA